AUGUCACCAACCUGUACUACUGAUUGUGGUACUAGAAGUGGUUCUAGUGGUGGCGCCGGUAGUACUACUGGUGGUGGCGCCGGUAGUAAUACUAGUGGUGGUGCAGUUAGUAGUUCUGGUGGUGGCGCCUGUAGUGCUAAUGAUGGCGGUACCAGUAGUGGUUUUGGUUGUGGCACCGGUAGUGCUUCUGGUUGUGGCACCGGUAGUGCUACUGGUGGUGGAUCCGUUAGUGGCUUUGCUGGUGGUUCUGGUGAUGGAUCUGGAAGUGCUACUGGUGGUGGUGCUAAUAGUAGUUCUGAUGGUUGCGCCAGAACUAGAAGUGCUACUGGUGGUCGUGCCAGUAGUGUUCUGGCGAUGGCGUCGGUAAAACUGCUGGUGGGGGUGCUAGUAGUGCUUCUGUUGGUGACGCAGGUAGUUCUACUGGUGAUGGUGCCGGUAGUGGUUUUGGCGGUGGCGCCAAAAGUGCUACUGGUGUUGGUGCCUGAUGUGGUUCUGAUGGUGGCGCUGGUAGUGCUACUGCUGUUGAUGGUAGUGCCGGUAGUACUCCUGGCGGUGGAACCCGGUGUUGCUCAGGUGGUGGAGCUGGUAGUGGUAGUGGUACUGGUGGUGUAG
Messenger RNA from Strongylocentrotus purpuratus (purple sea urchin), 612 nucleotides. RefSeq names its product putative per-hexamer repeat protein 5. The transcript has 2 exons. Bases 1 to 612 code for a protein of 203 amino acids. NCBI's taxonomy places the organism in Eukaryota, Metazoa, Echinodermata, Echinoidea, Camarodonta, Strongylocentrotidae. The record is from RefSeq and is a predicted model, not a curated record.